Molecule: messenger RNA, 943 nt
Organism: Oncorhynchus nerka (sockeye salmon)
Lineage: Eukaryota; Metazoa; Chordata; Actinopteri; Salmoniformes; Salmonidae
Product: transmembrane anterior posterior transformation protein 1 homolog
Exons: 7
Coding region: 94-585 (163 amino acids)
Biological process (GO): positive regulation of cilium assembly
Cellular component (GO): ciliary basal body; endoplasmic reticulum membrane
Source: RefSeq, a predicted model, not a curated record
CCCACCCAGAUCAAUGACCGUUGUGUUUCUCUGUAGUUCGUGGAGAUCAAAGGAAGUGUGUUUAAGAAGUUUGAGAAGAACAACCUCUUUCAGAUGUCUAACAGUGACAUAAAGGAGAGGUUCACUAACUAUGUUCUGUUAAUCAUUGUCUGUCUACGGAACAUGGAGCAGUUCUCAUGGAAUCCUGACCACCUGUGGGUGCUGUUUCCUGACGUCGUCAUGGUGAUAGCGUCUGAGGUUACCGUGGAUGUCGUCAAGCACGCCUUCAUCACCAAGUUUAACGACAUCACCGCAGACGUCUACGGGGAGUACCGGGCCAGCCUGGCGUUUGACCUCGUCAGCAGCAGACAGAAAAACGCCUAUACAGACUACAGUGACUCAGUCUCCAGGAGAAUGGGCUUCAUUCCACUGCCUUUAGCUCUGCUGUUGAUCAGGGUGGUGACCAGCUCAGUGAAGAUCCAGGGAUCUCUCUCCUUCAUGUGUGUUCUUCUCUUCUACCUGGGGAUGAUCUCUCUGAAGGUACUGAACAGUAUCGUGUUGCUGGGGACGUCCUGUGUGUGUGUGUGUGUGUGUGUGUGUGUGUAGGAUGAUCUCUGAAGGUACUGAACAGUAUCGUGUUGCUGGGGGCGUCCUGUGUGUGUGUGUGUGUGUGUGUGUGUGUGUGUGUGUGUAGGAUGAUCUCUCUGAAGGUACUGAACAGUAUCGUGUUGCUGGGGACGUCCUGUGUGUGUGUGUGUGUGUGUGUGUGUGUAGGAUGAUCUCUCUGAAGGUACUGAACAGUAUCGUGUUGCUGGGGACGUCCUGUGUGUGUGUGUGUGUGUGUGUGUGUGUGUGUGUGUGUGUGUGUGUGUAGGAUGAUCUCUCUGAAGGUACUGAACAGUAUCGUGUUGCUGGGGACGUCCUGUGUGUUCGUUAAAGAAGCCCAUAUGGAGGAGUAGCUGUU